Molecule: messenger RNA, 2128 nt
Organism: Vigna radiata var. radiata (mung bean)
Lineage: Eukaryota; Viridiplantae; Streptophyta; Magnoliopsida; Fabales; Fabaceae
Exons: 5
Coding region: 1253-1744 (163 amino acids)
Source: RefSeq, a predicted model, not a curated record
UUAUUUUAUUAAUUUUUCUGGUAAUUGAUUACUUCUUGGAGUGGUUUGAUCAAUUGGUUGGGUCCGGUUCUCAAGAAUGCGAUUGCUAUUCAAUGGAAUUGUAUGAGACACGGAGAAGGUGAAGAGUUGCCUCAUUUGAAAUUAUUUUGUUUUGCUCACUCACUGAUUGAUUUUGCAGUAAGACCUACUGUUUUGGAUUUCAAAUUUUAUUCACUUGAAUGUUUAGAUUGAAAAUACAUCAUUACCAUCAUUACCACUGGUGAUGAGGAAAAAAUAAACCUCUUUGGCUGGUUGGAUUUCAUGCUACUCUGUGCAGAAGAUGCAUGCUGUCUGACAUAUGAAUAAUAUAGGGUCUGGAAAAUGAAUUCCCCCAAAUAUUGCUUCAGACAUGUAAUCGAGAAGUUAUAACCUUGUUUGAUGAACCAUAUAAUUUAUCUUAAUUCAAUAACUCGUAGUUUUAUUUUGGUGACUAUCUUAUAAACCUCUUCUUUCUGUUGAUUAAAUAGAACGUUGAAAUGCAGAGAGAUCUGUAUUUAUUCUCAAAUUUUGGUUCAAAUAAAUUUGUACAAAUUGUGACUGAUUUUACCUCAAAUUUUGUUCUCGCAGUUUUCAGUUUUGGAGACAUGCAGAUUAUUUUGGUUGUUUAUUAUACAGAGGUCAUUUUGAUCUGUUUAUAUACUUCCCUGCACAGAAAAUCGGAUUUUGUAUUGUCACUUGUCUCUGUUUAUGCUGGCUGGUGGAGUAAUUUCUUAGCACUAUUUCCUGUUGUGUUAGUUUUUAUUUUUCAGAUGAAUAGUGAAACUUGUAUACUAUUCAAAGGUGGGAUCUGGAACCGGUAGAACCUAUAGCAUGGAACUUGAGGACUUGGCAUCAUGUUAUCUCUUCUGCAGGUGAUGACUAUAGAGUAGCACUGUCAUGGCACGCACCAUAUUCUGCAAAGAGUAAACUGAAUUACCGAUGGUUACUUCUAUUCUAUCUUUUCUCCCCACUCGGAAUUUAAGGAAAUUAGUAAUUGAGUUUUGGGGGCAUUAUCCUGUGUUUUAAUCCCAGAGUUCACCACUAGACUGUUACUAAGUAAUUUCAUGAACAGCCCUUGGAUUUCAGGCAAAGGAUGGUGCAUAUGAUUAUUCCCCUUGGAGCUGCUAAAGUUAAAGUAGCAGAUAAUUUGGUGACAAUGCAAAGAUUCAUUUUAACUAGGUUUGCAGCACUAAUUCGGACUAUGUAGUUCAGAUGCUGGAGAAAUUUUGCUUUUAUGCUGAUCAAAGUCCGAAACUUUUAUUCAGCCGGUUCUACACUUGCAGUGGUACUUUACUCAGAUACAUCAUAUCCUACUCAGUCCCCCAGAGUGGAUCUUCGAAUAUGGAUGCAUCUACUUGUUAGCUCAAUUAUAUUAUCCUACUUUGUCCCCCAAAUUGGAUCUUCAGAUAUAAAUACAACUACUGAAGCUACAUCAUUUCUACUCUGUUCAACUUCCCAAGGUGGAUCUUCGGUUAAUUUCCAAAAGAAGUAUUUCCCAUUAUAUACUUCAUUACCAAGGGUCAAGCAAGUAAGUAAGAGGCUAAUUUAUGUUGUUGCCAAAGAGGAUUUACCAAAGCAAGUUGAAGAAUCUAAUAUGGAGACACCAAAGGAAAUAUUCUUAAAGGAAUAUAAAAUGUCUGAUUACUACUUUGACAAUGUUAAAUGGAGAUGGAUCAGAUUAGUAGGACACAAGAGAGUCAUUUUAAAAGAGACAAAAGCCAAGUGAGAGAAAAGAAAGAGAGAAAGUCAUUCCAGCAUAACCCUAAAUGUGUUUUUGUCGCUGUGAAGUCGUUCACCGUUGGAUCAAGCUGAUUUUUGGACAGUAGGUUCCAGACAUAUGGUUCUUCAUUCUGACCGUUCAAAUCGUCAAUCGGAGGUCUAGUUUGGGAGAAAUCAGUCCCAAACCAGCAUCCCUAUUUUGGAGAAUUUUCAUCUUCUUUGUUCUCAUUUAUAAGCAUUUGUGCUUAGUUAAUUUGGCUUAUUGAAAAUGCCAUUUGAUAUUAUUAUUGGAGAGUCUUUUGUACCCUAUUAUUGAUCAUAGUGGAUUUUUAUUUGGUCUGGACGACUCGUGGUUUGUACCCUUACAUUGAGGGGUUUUCUACGUUAAAAA